This is a messenger RNA of Vicugna pacos (alpaca), 1074 nucleotides long. It is a transcript of the gene STPG4, whose product is annotated as sperm-tail PG-rich repeat containing 4. Lineage: Eukaryota; Metazoa; Chordata; Mammalia; Artiodactyla; Camelidae. Gene Ontology annotation, cellular component: female pronucleus; male pronucleus; germinal vesicle. The record is from RefSeq and is a predicted model, not a curated record. Gene Ontology annotation, biological process: epigenetic programing of male pronucleus. Gene Ontology annotation, molecular function: chromatin binding; histone binding.
GCAUGUUGUCUCCUUGCCUGGGGUAUGGGAUGGAAGUGAUUUGGGGAAAGGCCUGAUGGAGAGAGCCCAUGGGACGUUUUAGCCCUUAUAAGCCUCCCUUGGCUCACAUACUUACCCCAGGGCUGUCUGGUGACUCCAGAACCCUGUAGAUUUUCUUAGCACGCGUGUGCUUAGCAGUCUCCAGCGAUGUCCUUGGUGCGAGGCUUCUCGCGGGCCCUCCGAAUGUGUGCCCGCCUCCCUUCCCCCACCACUGGAGACAAAUCUGGCGGGCCCUCUGCGCACGCUCGGGAGCUGGCGGCCCGAGGCGCCUUCUGGCAACCGGACGCCAGCCUCGGCCUAGAGAGCGACGAGACGCCAUGGACAAACGAAUCAUCACCGUCACCUCCACUGCAAAACCAACUCAGAAGACAUCAUCUUUUGAGAGAGAAGGAUGGUGGAGGACAGCAUUAACAAAAACCCCUAACCCUGGAACUUACCACUUGAAAACUUUUAUUGAAGAAUCUCUAUUAAAUCCAGUGAUACCAACCUAUAGUUUUAAAAAUGAAGGAAGGAAGAAACCAUCUCUUGUGCAAAGAAAUGAUCCAGUACCAAAUGACCUCCCUCAGUACAUGCCUCCUGACUUCUUGGACUUGUUAAAUAAGCGAAUGGCCACUUACUCGUUUAAAGCCAAACCACGGUCAAGCGCCAGCACACUGGUUUGCAGAGAUCAGUCAGUUAAGCUUUCUCCAGGACAGUACGAUCUCCUUCCUGCACCAGUUCCCAAGCACGCUUCCAGGAGCUUCACAUUCCGUUCUACAGUUCAAAGAUUUCCGACAGGCUACUUCACUCCCCAUGAAGGCCCAGGACCAGGGCAUUAUAAUAUGAAGAUACCUUCAGCCAGUUCUGUUACUUCUUGUUUUCAAUCCAGAGUACCUCGAUUCUUGCCUGCCUGUUCAAAAACCCCGGGCCCAGGAGCAUACACACCUUCAGCACAAUUUCCCAAGCAGUCUCGGACCAUAACCAAAAUGGGCCGAGAACAUAGCCUUUUCUUCAACAACACAAUUGGUUUUUAAAAUAAACCUGUUUUGGCCCUAA